AUGUUACUCCGUUACCCCUUUGUCACUAUUCUCGCGUUGCUCGCCGCGCCAACAGGAGUAUUAUCGCGGAAAGGUGAUGGCUCUAGUGGCGGCAGUGGGAGCGACAGCGACAGCGACACCAAUACCUCCAGCGGUAGUAGCGGUGGUUCCAAUGACUCCAACGAUAGCGAUGACACAUCUACAUCUACUACAACCUCGGGUGGACUCAGCUGCAGAGAUACCCACCGCCUCGACUAUAACGAUCUUCAACCUUCGCAUUACGAUAAAUACAACCGCGAGCCACGCCGCGGCCAUGCUAGUGCUUAUAGCGACUUGGAUGGUGUCUUCUUCAAAGGCGAAGCUAGUCUGAAAUACACAAUCAUAACACCACCCACGAAUCUGACAGAAGGCGACAUCGUUAGUUCAUCUUUGAUCACAUGUCCCGUUGGCAGACAAUCCAUCCGCAUGCUAGGCGCCGCAUGGGUUGCUGCCAAGGCCCCUGCUCCCGUGGGACCCGUCAAUCCCAUCACGAUAGGUUUCAAAGCCUGGGAGAGCAACAUACGCGUCUCGGAUAUCGAUAAUUCAUACAGUGUGUGUGACAAUCUGGAUCUUGUUCGGCUUACCACAACCGUGGACUUGCUCGAAGGAAAUGGAGUCCAAGCCAUGGACGCCGUUGCGUUAGACAUAACCCAGGCGGCUGAUAACAGCAACAAAGUUCUGUUUGACGGAAGCUAUGAUCUCAAAGACUGGACAGAUAGCGAACGGGACUCUACGGAGCAAGCACGAUAUGCCGAUGCUGGACUUUACGAUCAGAUGAUUGCUCUUCCGGAUAGUUUAUGCUCUGAGAGGAGCAAACUGGGCAAACUCCUCAUUGGAUGGCCCACUGGAACACACGUCAAUGGGUCUGUGACCAAUGAAACUCUUGAGUUGAAUUUCUCUGGCGCUACAGUUGCUGGGUUUGAAAAUUCUGGAAAAGGGCAGGACACAGACACAAAGGUAAAUGUGACUUUCGAGCUCACAUUCACGGGUAGUUUGGACACUGCGAAUUCCUCGCAGGUGCUUCUGACAGGGGCGUCGAGUCAUAAUGCGUCGCUCAUCAGCUUUGAGAGGGCGACUGGUAGUGCCACUGUCGCAAGUCUCUCACUGUACUGCGUAUUCCUAUCUUUAUCGGUCAGUUUUGGGGUGAUGGUUUUAUGA
Penicillium griseofulvum is the source of this 1176-nucleotide messenger RNA. RefSeq lists its product as uncharacterized. Bases 1 to 1176 code for a protein of 391 amino acids. The record is from RefSeq and is a predicted model, not a curated record. Lineage: Eukaryota; Fungi; Ascomycota; Eurotiomycetes; Eurotiales; Aspergillaceae. The transcript has a single exon.